ACAUUAUGUUGGUGGCGACAUCUUCCACUCGCUAUUGGACAAGUGCGUCAUCAUCUACCUCGAUGAUAUUUUGGUGUACAACAAAGACUCAGGAGCAGCAUUUGAAUGACCUGGAAGCAUUAUUUACCCUCCACGAUCAACACCAACUCAUCACCAAGGGCUCUAAGUGUGAAUUUUUAAAAGAGGAGCUUGAGUUCCUUGGGCAAGUUAUUUCCACCGAAGGCGUUAAGAUUUACCCGAAGAAAAUCGACACUAUUCGCAACUGGGAGCUGCCUACUAACGUCAAGGAGUUGCAGAUUUUUAUGGGGUUCGUCAACUAUGUGCGCCAUUUUAUGCCCAAAAUGGUAGAGUCAACUGCCCCACUAACCGACCUGCUGCAGAAGGCAGUUUUUUAUGAGUGGGGGGAGAGGCAGCAAGCUGUGUUUGACCAACUGAAGACUUUCCUCAUAACACCACCCGUUCUUCGUAUCGCCAACUCUGAACGCCCGUACGAACUGGUUACGGACACUAGCGAUAUCGCCGUUGGUGCGAAAGUGUUACAGGACUCUGGCAAAGGACUUCAGCCAAUCGCCCACGACUUGCAAAAACUCCAAGGUGAUGAAUGGAAUUUUCCUAUUCACGACAAGGAGAUGCUCACGAGCAUCAAUGCCUUCAAGACCUGGCGCUGCCACAGAAAAUCGCGAAGGAUUUGAGCGUAUGCAAUAGAAUUGUGUAUGAUUC
This is a messenger RNA of Closterium sp. NIES-67, 720 nucleotides long. NCBI's taxonomy places the organism in Eukaryota, Viridiplantae, Streptophyta, Zygnematophyceae, Desmidiales, Closteriaceae. The record is from the annotation of a GenBank genome assembly.